Oncorhynchus masou masou (cherry salmon) is the source of this 759-nucleotide messenger RNA. Its product is annotated as probable global transcription activator SNF2L2. Gene Ontology annotation, biological process: positive regulation of transcription by RNA polymerase II. The record is from RefSeq and is a predicted model, not a curated record. Lineage: Eukaryota; Metazoa; Chordata; Actinopteri; Salmoniformes; Salmonidae. Gene Ontology annotation, molecular function: DNA binding; ATP binding; ATP-dependent chromatin remodeler activity. Gene Ontology annotation, cellular component: nucleus.
UCCGUUGGAAGUACAUGAUUGUUGAUGAGGGUCACCGUAUGAAGAACCACCAUUGUAAGCUGACCCAGGUGUUGAAUACCCAUUAUGUGGCCCCACGGCGCCUCCUCCUGACGGGCACGCCACUGCAGAACAAGCUCCCUGAGCUCUGGGCCCUGCUCAACUUCCUGCUGCCGACCAUCUUCAAGUCCUGCAACACUUUCGAGCAGUGGUUCAAUGCCCCCUUUGCCAUGACCGAGAGGGUGGACUUGAAUGAGGAAGAGACAAUCCUGAUUAUCCGCCGUCUCCACAAGGUGCUCCGCCCUUUCCUGCUCAGACGACUCAAGAAGGAGGUGGAGUCACAGCUUCCAGAGAAGGUGGAGUAUGUCAUCAAGUGUGAUAUGUCGGCCAUCCAGAGGGUUCUGUACCGUCACAUGCAGGGCAGAGGAAUCCUCCUCACCGAUGGAUCGGAGAAAGACAAGAAGGGUAAAGGAGGAGCAAAGACCCUGAUGAACACCAUCAUGCAGCUGAAGAAGAUCUGCAACCACCCCUACAUGUUCCCACACAUUGAGGAGUCCUUUGCUGAGCACUUAGGCUUCCCGAACGGCGUUAUAAGCGGACACGAGCUGUACCGUGUCGGGAAGUUUGAGCUGCUGGACCGGAUCCUUCCCAAGCUGCAUGUCACCAACCACAGAGUUCUGCUGUUCUGUCAGAUGACAUCACUCAUGACCAUCAUGGAGGACUACUUUGCUUACCGCAAUUUCCUCUACUUGCGCCUCGACG